Pygocentrus nattereri (red-bellied piranha) is the source of this 6144-nucleotide messenger RNA. It is a transcript of the gene abcd2, whose product is annotated as ATP-binding cassette sub-family D member 2. NCBI's taxonomy places the organism in Eukaryota, Metazoa, Chordata, Actinopteri, Characiformes, Serrasalmidae. The record is from RefSeq and is a predicted model, not a curated record. The coding region runs from base 156 to 2369 and encodes 737 amino acids. Gene Ontology annotation, molecular function: ABC-type transporter activity; ATP binding; ATP hydrolysis activity. Gene Ontology annotation, biological process: very long-chain fatty acid catabolic process; long-chain fatty acid import into peroxisome; fatty acid beta-oxidation. The transcript is spliced from 10 exons. Gene Ontology annotation, cellular component: peroxisomal membrane.
AUCUGAUGCUAGCAGUGCUGCCGCUGCGCUGAUGUGCUGAAAAUGACCGCCCUGCAGAAUCUGUGAUCGAUCUGCUGGCUUUUGCACGACCUGAUGGAUGCGGUGUAGGCAGCGGAUCCUCAAAUCCUGUCAGAAAACGACCAGGAAAUCACAAAAUGACCAGCAUGCUGCGCGCGGCGUCCAGGGUGAGGUGGACUAAGAGCACUGCGGCGAAGCGGGCCGUGUUCCUGGUGGCCGCUGCGUACGGAGCCAAGAGCCUUUACCCGCUCAUCAUCAAGCACAUCGGCCGAAAGGCCGGGAGCCACGCGGCCGGGAAGGCGGAGGCCAACGGGCUGUCAUCCGUACUCGAUGCCGCGAAUGCUCAGGCUACUCCAGCCGUGAACGCGCAGUUCGUCCGGCAGAUCCUCGCGCUGGUGAAGAUCGUGUUCCCCCGGCUGCUCACCAGGGAGCUCGCGCUGCUCUGCCUGCAUUCCGCGGCUCUCGUCUCGCGCACGUUUCUCUCCAUCUACGUGGCCGGGCUGGACGGCCAGAUCGUGAAGAGCAUCGUGGAGAAGCGGCCUCGCAGCUUCACCGUCAAGCUGAUGAAGUGGCUCCUCGUCGCCAUCCCGGCCACUUUCGUGAACAGCGCGAUCCGCUACCUGGAGGGCAAGCUGGCCCUGGCCUUCCGCACGCGCCUGGUCGAGCACGCGUACAGGACCUACUUCACCGAGCAGACCUACUACAAAGUCAGCAACAUGGACGGCCGGCUAGCCAACCCGGACCAGUCCCUCACGGAGGACGUCAUGAUGUUCUCCCAGUCCGUGGCGCAUCUGUACUCCAACCUCACCAAACCCAUCCUGGACGUGAUACUCACUUCGUACACCCUCAUUCAGACCGCCAGGUCCCGCGGGGCCAACGCUACCGGCCCCACGCUGCUGGCAGGACUCGUAGUCUUCGUCACUGCCAAAGUGCUGCGAGCUUGCUCCCCUAAAUUUGGCAAGCUCGUGGCCGAGGAGGCGCACAGGAAGGGCUACCUGCGUUACGUGCACUCGAGAAUAAUCACCAAUGCGGAGGAGAUCGCUUUCUACAGAGGUCAUCAGGUGGAGAUGAGGCAGCUGCAGAAGUGCUACAAGGCCUUGGCUGAGCAGAUGAACCUCAUCCUGUCCAAGCGCCUGUGGUACAUCAUGAUUGAGCAGUUCCUCAUGAAGUAUGUGUGGAGUGGAUGUGGCCUUGUGAUGGUCGCUGUGCCCAUCAUCACUGCUACUGGCUUUGCUGACAGUGAACUUGCUGACGGGCAGACUCAGGUGUUAGUGAGUGAGAGGACAGAAGCCUUUACGACUGCACGCAACCUUCUGGCCUCUGGAGCUGACGCCAUUGAGAGAAUCAUGUCCUCCUACAAAGAGGUCACAGAACUGGCCGGAUACACAGCUCGCGUCCACAACAUGUUCCUGGUGUUUGAUGAGGUGCAGAGGGGUGUGUACAAGCGCGCCACAGUUUCCACGACAACAGUGACUGGGGAGAAGAAGAGUGGGGGACAGCAUGAGCUGCACAUUGAUGGGCCUCUGGAGAUCAAAGGGAAAGUCGUUGAUGUAGAUAAAGGUAUAGUGUGUGAGAACGUACCCAUCAUCACUCCAAAUGGGGAUGUUGUUGUUUCCAGCCUGAAUUUCAAGGUAGAGGAGGACAUGCACUUACUCAUCACAGGACCUAACGGCUGUGGAAAAAGCUCUCUGUUCCGCAUCCUCAGCGGCCUGUGGCCUGUUUACGGUGGCCUCCUGUACAAACCUGUUCCGCAGCACAUGUUCUACAUCCCACAGAGGCCUUACAUGUCUGUCGGAACGCUACGGGACCAGGUCAUCUACCCCGACUCUUUGGAGGACAUGCACCACAAAGGCUUCAGAGACAAAGACCUGGAAGGCAUCCUGGACAUUGUCAACCUGAACCACAUUGUGGCACGUGAAGGGGGAUGGGAGGCAGAGGUGGACUGGAAAGACGUGCUGUCUGGAGGAGAGAAGCAGCGGAUGGGAAUGGCUCGCAUGUUCUAUCACAGGCCCAAAUACGCCCUGCUGGAUGAAUGUACAAGCGCUGUCAGUAUUGAUGUGGAGGGUAAAAUAUUCCAGGCUGCAAAGGAUGCUGGGAUUUCCCUGCUGUCUAUCACCCAUAGGCCCUCUCUGUGGAAGUACCACACCCACCUGCUGCAGUUUGACGGCGAGGGGGGUUGGCGGUUUGAGCAGCUGGACACGGCCACUCGUCUCUCUCUGACCGAGGAGAAGCAGCGUCUGGAGUCUCAGCUCGCUGGAAUUCCCAAAAUGCAACUGCGCCUAAAUGAGCUGUGCAAGAUCCUGGGGGAGGAUUCUGUGCUGAAAACAGAAGAACCCGACGAGGAGGAGUGAGAGACAGAGAGCCGGCGUUACCCUCAAACCUGACUACGCACAUCCUCUGGUACUAUCGCAGUGUUAAGCAGUGAUUUUAAACUUUGUCACUUUCUAAAAAUGUCACUUUAUUGAGGUUUCCUUACAUGAGUCUUACAUGUAUGUUAUUUCGUUCCUUCAUUAACAGACAAUUUUGGUUCUGUUUUUGUUUAUUUGUUAUAAUUCUGUAGCAGACUGAAACAUUUUACUGACCUUUAUGUUUUUUACUGAUGUACUUUUCAUUAAGUGACAAAGAGAGCAGGUAGUGUAACUUUUAGAAAGUAUGUCUACCUUCUAUGGUAAUCUUUUGUUGAGGGUUUUCAUUGAUUUCGUACUUGACGCUACAGAUUGUGGGUCCUUACCUAUGGUAUUUUUACAGAAAUACUUGAACCUUAACCACUGAACACCACCCUAAUAUCUGAUAGUUUAAUCUUAGGUAAUAAUAGAUCAGCUAGUUUGCUUCUAACCAUUGAUAUUAUUGCUUAUCUACUUUUGGCACUGAGAAGUUCUUUUACUGGUCAUCUGUUUUUAUGUUAAUUUGUAUGCCAGCUUUUUUUCUGGGUUCUACUUUUCCUAAAGCAUCAUACAGGUAAGAUUAUACUUAAUCUACCAGUCUAAUACAAUCUGUGUGUUGUGAUGCUUUUUGGAAACGGUACUUGUCUACAUUUCAGCUCUGCUGCUCUAAUGUAAUCUUCUCCCUGCCUCUUUCCUGGCACUCAGAACAAAAUGAAUAUGAUCUAUACGAAUGCUGUGAAAUAUAGGCCCAAUCCCAUUUCUUAUCCCCCGAGUUACACGAUGCAAAAUGACGCGCAUGCGUGGAGAACCACUUAGAGUAAACGUUUCCAUGACAGCGAGCAUCACGUGAGGUCCAGUCCGAGUAAGAUGAGUUUUUAAUUACUUUAAAAUGAUAUCAGGAAAAACGUCCUUCACAUGUACUUCUGAAGGAAGCGGCGAGAGGAAGACGUUGUGUCCUGUGAUGUGUGAGCUGGACACCCGUCCCACCGCCGUCUUUUAAACCUCAGAGCAUGAACUACGUCUCCUCUGCAGACCAGUUUCUGUCAGACUACUAGCGGUGCUCUGUAGGUGACUCUGCCAGUCUGCUGUGCUCUGUAGGCGACCCUGCCAGUCUGCUGUUCUCUGUGGGCGACCCUGCCAGUCUGCUGUGAUAGCAACCUCACUGCUGGGCUUUAGUUACAGUCUUAAGUCAAAGAUUGGAUGCGACAACCAUUUAUUAUCACCCAUCCCUAAUUAUUUUGUGACAUAAAGCUGAAGUCAGUUAUUUGCCAGCUACUUGUUUGAAUUUUCCUGUUCCACCUUAAAUGUAAGUAGCAUCUGGCGCUACAGGUGUAGGAACUGCUGGAUUACUUAAGGUGGAACGGGAAAUUUAGCUAGCUAGCUAGCUACCGUGACCUUAACAUACCAUUAGUGAUUUUUCAUGCUUUUUAUGAAGAAAAGGACCAUAAAACAUUGGAACAACAUUAAACUAAGACCAUACAAUGGUUAUCGUAUUUUUAUUGGAGAAAAUAUGUUUGUGGGUUUCUUUGGUGGCUUGGCUUUUCUUUUUUCUCGCAGCACUCUGUUUGGGUUGUGCCUCUGAUAAACCUCCGUUUGGAGGGCUAUGUAGCCCUAACACUUCGCCAUACUCCUGUAUCUCAACUAAAAUCGGGACACUCUACCAGAGAACUUGUAAACCGGCUGACUCUACCACUAGGUGUGAUGAGGGCUAAGAGCCAAGUGGUACGGACAAGGCGUAAAAUGGGAUUGGGCCAUACUUUAAGUUGCUGGUUUAUCAGGUGCAUCUAUCUUGUACUGCACUUUUUGGCCCUUUUUAUCAUGACCACCUCCCAUAUAUGUGGACUUUGUAGGUUUACAGUUACAGCUUAUACAGUCACAGCCCCCCUCUACCACAUCCAUCACUGGAAAGGGACCACCGCAGGACAUUACUGAUCCGGUAUUAGGGUAUUGGACUGUUUUUAACAGCAGUGACACCAACAUAGUAGAGUUGCUGGAGUUUUUCGCAUCGAAGAUCAAAGCUAAGGUGAGAAUAGUUCAGCAGCCAAAAGUGGUCCUGUGGUCAGAAACUGACAAAGACAUAGAGCAGUGGCCACCAAGCCUGGUCCUCAAGAUUGACUUUCCUUUGAACCACAUUCUGCCACACAUGCUAAUUACCUUCUUCAGAAGUUCUUGAUUGGCUGGAUAAGGUGCAUUAGUGUAGGUAUGGGAAGGGGGCAGCGACAAAUAAUCUCUGCAGAAAACCUUCAGGAGGAGGAUUGGUGGCCACUGGGUUAUACAUGGCUAGUGCAUCAACAGAUGGGCUGCUAAGUGUACUAAGUGUCUCUAACUGUACACCAGCAAGGUGGAGUUCACUCAGUAAUGCAGCUGUACUCAUACCUGUUUCACACACACUACCAGUGUCACUGUUGUGUUGAGAAUAUGAUCCACCAUGAAAAAAAUAUUUGGUCAGCGGUGGUCCAUUGGUGGGUCUUUCCCACUAAAGGACAGGAUAGAUGGGGCUGAUAAAUGAGUAACAGCAACCGUAAACCUUCAAAUUCAAGAUCUGGUAGGUGUUUCUGAUAUAAUGGCCAAUGAAUGUGUGCCUAGUCUGUGUAUACUGGUAGGUUGAAUGCAGAAGCACUUUGGCUGUAAUGGUGUCCUAUAAGGUUCUUUUACUAAGUUAUAGACUGCAGGCCAAUGUUGGAUAUAAAGAUUUGCUUUUUUAUGUUUUUUAUUACCAGUGAAUUUUGAAAGACACGUUUGUCUGCGUCUCUUUAAGACAGAUAUACUGUGAAUUUCGUCUGCGUUUCAUGUGUUGAACCAGAUGCUGAAAAGAACAAAUCAGCUUGCCUUUCAAUCACUUCCGAGCAAAUGCAUUUUAAUGUGUGAUUCCCAAACUGAGGCAUUAUAUGUGCUGGAAUUUCAUAGGUUUGGUCUCACUGUUUGGGAACAUUUAGUCAAUUUCAUUUGAGAGAAAAAAACCGGCUAUUUUGUCUACUUUACCUGUUUGAAUAAUGAGGGCAAGAUAAUCACCAUGUUCUUACAGUUCAUGUCUGCUGUAUAAAACUUGUGUUGGGUUCCAGAGACAUUAGCAUUAGGUAGCAUUAACUUCAUUUAUUUAUUUGUUUCUAAUCGUAAAUAGACACUUUUCAGAUUUCUACAUGAUCAAAUCAGGAAGGAGCAACAGCAGCAGCUGUUUGAUUCUCCUGAAUACAAAGUAAUAAUAUUCCUUACGAUUUAAAUAGCAUGAAUAAUUCAAACAUGUAAUGCCAGCAGUGUAAAUAGAACGAUUUUAUAUGUCUGAAACUCUUGUGAGAUAUUAUAUAUUUUGACAUGAGGUCCUCACUCAUAUUUUGUCUACAGGAGUAUCAGAGACAUGUUGCUGAUGUAAUGCAUUUAUGAUAAUAGUGUAAUUUUAUGAAAAGCCAGUGAGCCUUUCUGGAACAUAUGUAAUGACAGGCAGUGAUUAAGGUGAUUAGUGUGGACAGCAGAAUGUCCCUUUUGAAGAGCUUUUGACCUUUCUGGCAAGAACUGUUGGCUGAAACAGAGAGAACUAUAACCUGAAGCCUGUCUUCGAAUGGACUAUGUCUCUUUUUGCAUGUCAUAAGGAUGCCUAUACUCCUCCUGUACUGUUUCCAGACAGUAUAUAUAAAAAUGCCAUUUUGCAAAUAUGUUUAAAUCCCAAGGGUUGAAAUAUGCCUGAGUAUGUGAUCUAAGACUGGAAAUGUUCAACUGCCCAGUAAAUAAAAGAAUAACAAUUAAA